AUGGCUAAACCUCAAGAGAAAAAAGCUUUCAUGAAUAGUUCUUCAUCACCCAUAAAUGAGCAUGAGCAAGAAGGCAACGACGACUACGAGGAGACUUUCUCCGCUAGAGGGUGUUCUUGUUUUAGGCUCUUUUGCUUCGAAAGGCUACAAAGCAAUGGAUGGGAAAGUAAUCGUCUGUUGCAACAACAUAACGGAGAGCACAAGGAGACAUGGUUGGCGAACAUGCUGAGACCUGUAAAGGAGUCUUCGGAGAUGCUGGCUGGCCCUAAGUGGAAGAAUUUUAUCCGAAGGGUCGGUAAGUAUUUUGGAAAGAGGAAGACUCAAUUUCGUUAUGAUUCCCAUAGCUAUGCUCUCAACUUUGAUGAUGGCAUUGUUGAGGAUGAAACUGUUUUUUUGGGUGAAGAGCGAAGGACUGGGUUGUGA
This is a messenger RNA of Camellia sinensis, 423 nucleotides long. RefSeq lists its product as uncharacterized. The record is from RefSeq and is a predicted model, not a curated record. NCBI's taxonomy places the organism in Eukaryota, Viridiplantae, Streptophyta, Magnoliopsida, Ericales, Theaceae.